Molecule: messenger RNA, 945 nt
Organism: Phodopus roborovskii (desert hamster)
Lineage: Eukaryota; Metazoa; Chordata; Mammalia; Rodentia; Cricetidae
Product: olfactory receptor 10AG1
Exons: 1
Coding region: 1-945 (314 amino acids)
Biological process (GO): G protein-coupled receptor signaling pathway
Cellular component (GO): membrane
Molecular function (GO): olfactory receptor activity; G protein-coupled receptor activity
Source: RefSeq, a predicted model, not a curated record
AUGGAGUACACAGAGAAUAAGCUGGAGGAAAAUGCUACAGCAGUGACACAGUUUCUAUUUCUUGGGUUCUCUGGCCUUCCAAACAUACAAGGAUUUCUGUUUGGGAUGUUCUCUAUAAUGUAUAUGAUUAUCUUAAUGGGAAAUAGCUUCAUAAUUGUCUUAGCCAGAAUUGAUCCGGCAUUACAAAAGCCCAUGUAUUUUUUUCUGGCCAAUUUUUCAUUCCUGGAAAUCUGUUAUGUAUCAGUCACUCUUCCUAGAAUUUUGUACAAUCUUUGGACUCAAGAUAGAAGAAUUUGUCUUCUGGCCUGUGCUGUUCAAAUGUUUUUCUUCCUAAUUCUGGCAGCUACUGAGUGUUUCCUACUGGCUGUAAUGUCCUAUGACCGUUAUGUGGCCAUCUGUAAUCCUCUGCACUAUCCUCUGGUCAUGAACCCAACAAAGUGUACUCAGAUGGCAGUUGGCUCUUGGCUUGGUGGCAUCCCAGUCCAGAUAGGGCAAACUUGCCGAAUAUUUUCUCUACAUUUCUGCCAUCUUAAUAUAAUAGAUCACUUCUUCUGUGAUGUUCCACCGAUUCUCAAGCUGGCUUGUGGGGAUACUUCAAUGCAUGAGCUGUCUGUCUAUUUAGUGGCUAUGCUGUUUGUUGCCUUCCCAUUUAUGCUGAUACUUGCAUCUUAUAGCAAAAUUAUUGUCACCAUUCUGAAAUUGCCAACAGCUAUGGGGAGGGCAAAAGCCUUCUCCACAUGUUCUUCCCAUCUGGUGGUAGUAGUUUUAUUUUUUGGAUCAGCUACCAUUAACUACUUGAGGCCAAAAUCCAUUCAUUCUGCAAGAACUGAUGAGCUACUCUCUCUGUUCUACACUAUUGUGACCCCCAUGUUCAAUCCCUUGAUAUACAGCCUUAGGAACAAGGAUGUGAUUGCUGCACUGAGAAGAGUUUUACUGAAAAUGUAG